Molecule: messenger RNA, 1464 nt
Organism: Nelumbo nucifera (sacred lotus)
Lineage: Eukaryota; Viridiplantae; Streptophyta; Magnoliopsida; Proteales; Nelumbonaceae
Product: S-type anion channel SLAH1-like
Biological process (GO): transmembrane transport; intracellular monoatomic ion homeostasis
Cellular component (GO): membrane
Molecular function (GO): voltage-gated monoatomic anion channel activity
Source: RefSeq, a predicted model, not a curated record
UGCGCAAGCAACGGCGCCCAAAUCGAUCACCGACCAAAAACCCAUACAACCCUUCCUUCUUACCACUUAUGCUAUACCAAUUAAGACCAAGUUAACUGCUAUGGAUGACAUGCAAUCUCAAACCCAGGUCGACGUAGUGAUCGAUGAAUCCAUUAUUAACAUCCCAGCACAUCGACAUCGAGAAAUUGGCACCAAGAGAUCCUCAUCGCCGGUCCUAGCUAGAUUUCAUGCUGGCUAUUUCAGGAUCAGCCUCUCUUUCUGUGGACAGGCCUUGCUGUGGAAGACGAUAGCCGAGCCCACCGGCGCCUCGUUUGCCCCAAGGAGACUACUAAGCAUGUUCCCUUCGAAGGCCUUCGCCCUUCUCUGGUCUAUCGCCCUUUUCAUACUUGUCACACUCUCUCUUCUCUACAUACUUCGAUGCUUCUUUUACUUUCGUAUGGUGAAGGCUGAGUUCUUGCACCAUGUAGGCGUCAACUAUCUCUUCGCUCCGUGGAUCUCAUGGCUCCUCUUGCUGCAAUCUGCUCCUUUCUUAGCUCCAAAAACCUUUCCCUAUAUGGUGCUUUGGUGGGUUUUCAUAAUCCCCGUGGUGGCGCUCGACGUGAAGAUCUAUGGCCAAUGGUUUACAAAAGGGAAGCGGUUCUUAUCGACGGUGGCGAACCCGACUAGUCAGUUGUCGGUCAUCGGGAACUUGGUGGGGGCCAGAGCCGCGGCUGAGAUGGGAUGGAAAGAGAGCGCAAUGUGUAUGUUCUCAUUGGGAAUGGCACAUUAUCUUGUGCUCUUCGUGACACUUUAUCAGAGGUUUUCGGGGAGCGAUCGCCUUCCGGCGAUGCUUAGGCCCGUCUUCUUCUUGUUCUUCGCAGCGCCGAGCAUGGCUAGCUUGGCCUGGGACUCCAUUUCCGGAAACUUCGACACCCCAUCCAAGAUGCUCUUCUUCUUGUCGCUCUUCCUAUUCACAUCUCUGAUAUUCAGGCCAACCUUGUUCAAGAAAUCGAUGAAGAGAUUCAAUGUUGCAUGGUGGGCUUAUUCUUUCCCAUUGACAUCGCUGGCACUUGCUUCGUCGGAGUACGCGGAGGAGGUGAAUGGUGAGAUAGCCCACGGGCUGAUGCUGGUGUUAUCGUCUCUCUCGGUACUGGUUUCCCUGGCUCUUACAGCUUUCACUGCUCUCCACACUAGUAUGCUCUUGCCAGACAACGAUCCCAUCUUCCUGAGCGCUCCCAACAACUUACAGUCUUCAGCCAGCAAAGGAAAAUAACCAUUUACAACUCCACCUCAUCACAGUGUGUUUUGAUUGACUAUUUGAAUAAGAAUUUUGUAUAUCGCUGUUCGUUGUUGAUUGUAAUCCCCACCAACUGAUCUUUUCUACUUUGACCCGGCAUUAUGACUACUGAUAUCGUCGGAACUAUUGAUGUAAAUAUGUAGUUCUCAUUGACGUAAAUUAAUGAGUAUAAACUCCACUUUUCUUCA